GAGUGCUCCGAACCGCGCGGAACGCUGCAAGGAAGUAGGUCACGAGACAGAUAGUGGAAGACGCGGACGGAUCUUCGGCAAAACAGCGAAAAAUCGGAUCUACGAGCAUCGCGGGCAAAGUGCGGCAUCGAUCGAGAGCCUAAUGCGCCUGAUAGUUUUGCUUGCUCGAAUGAGGUUUUCAAGUUGCGCAGGCCCGGGCUGAUGUGAAAGUGAUCGCUUUUUUUCCCACGGUGACCGAGUGUAAACAUAGCCUCCUAGCUAGCUUGUCAGAAUGAAGAGAGGUCUAAAAGAAGAUCAUGAGGACAGUAAUUCGUCCAGCGAAGGACCGCUGGAGACGACCAAAAAGGUGCGGCACCCGGACGAGGAGCUGGAAGACCCAGCCUGCAACUGGGGGCGGCUGCCCCAGGAGAUCCUGUUACUCAUCUUCCAGCACCUGCCCCUGCUGGACCGGGCCUACGCCUCGCAGGUGUGCCGCGGCUGGAACCAGGCCUUCCACAUGCCCGAGCUCUGGAGGUGCUUCGAGUUCGAGCUCAACCAGCCCGCCAGCUCCUACCUGAAGGCCACACACCCUGACCUCAUCAAGCAGAUCAUCAAACGGCACUCCAACCACCUGCAGUACGUCAGCUUCAAGGUGGAUAGCAGCACUGAGUCAGCGGAGGCAGCCUGUGAUAUUUUGUCACAGCUGGUGAACUGUUCGCUGAAGACCCUCGGGCUCAUCUCCACGGCAAGGCCUAGCUUCAUGGAAUUACCAAAGUCUCAUUUCAUCUCAGCCCUGACGGUGGUGUUCGUCAACUCCAAGUCGCUGUCGUCCCUGAAGAUCGAUGACACCCCGGUGGACGAUCCGUCCCUCAAGGUUCUGGUGGCCAACAACAGUGACACGCUCAAGCUGCUGAAGAUGAGCAGCUGUCCCCAUGUCUCACCUGCAGGGAUCCUGUGCGUGGCUGACCAGUGCCACGGCCUGCGGGAGCUGGCCCUCAACUACCACCUGCUGAGCGACGAGCUGCUGCUGGCGCUGUCCUCCGAGAAGCACGUGCACCUGGAGCACCUGCGCAUCGACGUGGUGAGCGAGAACCCGGGCCAGACGCAGUUCCACACCAUCAAGAAGAGCAGCUGGGACGCCAUGGUGCGCCACUCGCCCAAGUUCAACCUGGUCAUGUACUUCUUCCUGUACGAGGACGAGUUCGGCCCCUUCUUCCGCUACGAGAUCCCCGUCACGCACCUCUACUUCGGCCGCUCGGUCAGCAAGGACGUGCUGGGCCGCGUGGGCAUGACGUGCCCGCGGCUGGUGGAGCUGGUGGUGUGCGCCAACGGGCUGCGGCCGCUGGACGAGGAGCUGAUCCGCAUCGCCGAGCGCUGCCAGCAGCUGUCCGCCAUCGGGCUGGGCGAGUGCGAGGUCUCCUGCAGCGCCUUCGUGGAGUUCGUCAAGAUGUGCGGCCGCCGCCUCACCCAGCUCUCCAUCAUGGAGGAGGUGCUCAUCCCCGACCACAAGUACAGCCUGGACGAGAUCCACUGGGAGGUGUCCAAGCACCUGGGCCGCGUCUGGUUCCCGGACAUGAUGCCCACCUGGUAGAGCUGCCCUUGAACCCGUGACCACCCCAUACCCCCAAACCCC
This is a messenger RNA of Megalops cyprinoides (Indo-Pacific tarpon), 1612 nucleotides long. Its product is annotated as F-box/LRR-repeat protein 3. Gene Ontology annotation, biological process: regulation of cell cycle; SCF-dependent proteasomal ubiquitin-dependent protein catabolic process; G2/M transition of mitotic cell cycle. NCBI's taxonomy places the organism in Eukaryota, Metazoa, Chordata, Actinopteri, Elopiformes, Megalopidae. The transcript has 5 exons. Bases 272 to 1570 code for a protein of 432 amino acids. Gene Ontology annotation, cellular component: cytosol; SCF ubiquitin ligase complex; nucleus. The record is from RefSeq and is a predicted model, not a curated record. Gene Ontology annotation, molecular function: protein binding.